Messenger RNA from Cylicocyclus nassatus, 2393 nucleotides. The record is from the annotation of a GenBank genome assembly. Lineage: Eukaryota; Metazoa; Nematoda; Chromadorea; Rhabditida; Strongylidae.
AUGGUUGCCACGGUUAUACAUGGCAUUGAUAGAUCGGCUACAGGGAGUACAGAAUUGCUACGCGUACGCGUUGCAAAAGGCGAACGGCUCGGUAAACGCGACCUUUUCGGAGUUGUUAGUCCUUACUGUGUGGUACGUCUGGAGAAAGCUGAUGGAGAGUUGAUCGAUGAAAUCACUUUGGAGAAGAAGAAGAAGACACGAGAUCCAGUCUGGAACUCAAUUCUCACAUUUCGUGUCACACGACAAUGUUGUUUGAAAUUCUUCAUCUUCGAUGAAAACAAGAUUCGGAAAGACGCUUUGCUAGGCUCAGUUGAGUUUGAUUUAUCGACGGAGAAUAUCCCAAACGACACUAGACCUCCAUCUGUUCAUCCCCUAAAAGGCGGACGUCAUAGGAAUAUUGGUAGUCUUUGGAUUGGAAUGCACUAUCUGCCACCGGAUCAAUCACCAAGUGAAUCCACCAGUGACUUACAAGUGAAUAGUUCUAUGCCUGAAGGAUGGGAAGAACGUGAAGACGCAAAUGGUCGCACAUUCUAUGUCAAUCAUCGGGAACGUACCACACAUUGGGAUAGACCAUCGCAACUGAGUGCAGUAUUCAGAGAGCGGCAGCGUAAUGAACAGCAAGUCAGGCGACAACGAGAAGAUUAUGAACGACGUCGGCAAGUUACAAAUUCAAGUCCAGAUGCCGUUAGGAGCCAACUUGAAGCGAUAGAUAACGCAAUGCGUUCAAAUUUUGCUGGUGGCACGCAAGCGAACGGCGAAGCCGAAGAUGAACCGUUACCGGAGGGAUGGGAUAUGCAAAUUGCGCCCAACGGCAGAACAUUCUUUAUUGACCAUCGCACCAAAACUACCACCUGGCUGGAUCCGAGAACGGGCACAGCAGCCAGUCGUCCGCAACCCGGAAGGACUGAUGACGAAAUCGGUGCGCUGCCGGAAGGAUGGGAACAGAGGGUCCACACUGAUGGACGCGUGUUCUUCAUCGAUCACAAUAACCGUAGAACGCAGUGGGAGGAUCCCCGAUUCGAAAAUGAAAGCAUUGCCGGCCCUGCCAUCCCUUACUCACGGGACUACAAAAGAAAGGUUGAAUACUUGCAUUCAAAAUUACCCCGAGCUGGUUCAAAUGGUAAAUGUGACAUGAUUGUGCACAGGGAGACACUAUUUGAGGAUUCUUAUCGACAUAUCAUGGAAAAGGCACCAACCGAGCUACGGCACAAAUUAUGGAUCGAGUUCUUUGGGGAAACCGGAUUGGAUUACGGUGGAGUUACUCGUGAAUGGUUUUUCCUGCUAUCACAUGAAAUUUUCAAUCCAUAUUAUGGUCUUUUUGAGUACUCAGCGACAGAUAACUACACUUUACAAAUUAAUCCGCAUUCUGCUGCCUGCAAUCCAGAGCAUCUUUCAUAUUUCUAUUUUAUUGGCAAAGUCAUGGGCAUGGCCAUCUAUCACGGGAAAUUAUUAGACGCUUUCUUCAUUCGUCCUUUCUAUAAGAUGAUGCUUGGGAAGAAAAUCACACUAUUUGAUAUGGAAUCAGUGGAUAAUGCUUAUUAUAACUCAUUAAUCUACAUAAAAGAUAACGAUCCAGAAGAUCUCGAGCUGACAUUUGCCGUUGACGAUUGUGUUUUUGGAGAGACUCACACCACUGAAUUGAUUGAGAAUGGCCGCGAUGUUCGAGUGACGGAAGCGAAUAAAGAAGAAUACAUUGAGGCAGUCGUAAAUUGGCGUUUUGUUAAACGAGUCGAGAAGCAAAUGGAGCAAAUUUUAAGAGGGUUGCAUGAGGUGGUACCAUCAAAUUUGCUCCGAAUAUUCGAUGCAAAUGAAAUGGAACUGCUCAUGUGUGGCUUGCAGAAGAUCGAUGUUAAGGACUGGAAAGCUCACACAGUUUACAAAGGUGGAUAUGGACCAAGUAGUCAGGUGAUCCACAAUUUUUGGAAGUGCAUUUUAUCGUUUGACAACGAAAUGCGUGCACGUGUGCUACAAUUCGUUUCGGGAACGUCACGGGUACCAAUGAAUGGAUUCCGAGAGUUGUAUGGUUCGAAUGGACCUCAGAAAUUUACAAUCGAAAGGUGGGGUAGCUCGGAUAUGUUGCCUCGGGCGCACACAUGUUUCAACCGGCUCGAUCUUCCGCCAUACCAGACGUUUACGGAAUUGAAGCAGAAAUUAUGUACAGCUAUUGAAAACUCAGAAAUCUUCAGCGGUGUAGACUGACGUCAACGCGACGACUGUCACAAUGAAGAGCAUGAAUGAGAUUAUAUGAUUCCUAGUGUAUUAAAAAAGCAGUGAUGUACAGAAUGUUCAGCACUCAAAUGAAUAUUUACGCGGUACAUGUUGUGAUGAGAGAAAUAAAACUGGUCCAACUUGUGCGAAUAUCGAAAUUAAAGAUUCUAUGACAGACUUCUCCC